This is a messenger RNA of Sorghum bicolor (sorghum), 667 nucleotides long. RefSeq lists its product as uncharacterized. The transcript has 3 exons. Lineage: Eukaryota; Viridiplantae; Streptophyta; Magnoliopsida; Poales; Poaceae. The record is from RefSeq and is a predicted model, not a curated record. Bases 172 to 501 code for a protein of 109 amino acids.
CUGCGGGACAUUCCGACAAAGAGUACAACGACACCAAUCCUGCAUGCGGCUGUGGCGCCGGAGUGCUCCAUCAUUGAAGUGGACCAGGCUCUACAACUGCUACAGCUUCAACCGCCUGGGGCAGCUGCACCUGCCCAAGCCUCAGCAGAGCCUACCUCGCCAAUCGUCAACAUGCAGGCCGCGUGCUACCAGGCUAUCUUCACAGGUGUUGCUGCUUUCUUCGCCAACGUGACGCCGCCGAUCAUCCAGAGCAAUCCCAUCCCGCCGAAGGCCACGCCAGCAAUACAACAACGUCGCAGGCGUCAGCGCCGAGUCUUCGACAUGUCAUCGGAAUUUGUCGCCAUGUUCAAUGGGCCGCUGCCGGAUCAUGUGAUUGCGGCGCUCUCUGAGAUGUUCAACUUGGAGGAAGACUUAGCAAUGGAGAUUGACGAGGCCCUCAUCAAUCUGGCAGGAGAAGGAGUCGCUGACCUCCAAGAGGCAACGCUACCUGCUGCAACCUGAAGCAAGCAGUCUGAUGGCUCUUGAGUUUUAACUCUGUUAUCAUUAUGCAUCCAGAUUUCAAACCUUCAUGGUUGCGACUUUUUUAUUCCAGCUCCUAUGUUGUACUGCCUAAGGCAAGAUUGCUGCACCAUCUGAAGACCUGUUGCACUGUUUUAUUCCGGCUACC